UUUAACUGCUUUUAGACAAUAAUAUAUUUACCUGCUUUUAGACAAUAAUAUAUUUAACUGCUUUUAGACAAUAAAAUCUCUCUCCGGGCGGACGAACUUGUAUUAAAGACGACUUCGCUUGGUGUAAGUGUGAGGAUAAACAUCAUUCUAUCAUGCCGACGUCUCCUGUUAAAGUGCGCAUCCCGCUCACUAGUUUUGGUCACCUGAUAACGGAGGUAAAGAGGCAACUUCUUGGCACGGAGGCGCCUGCUGCCGUCAAGUUGACUGGUUUGAGGAAGUACUUCAACAGCUACACCAUGCAGGGUCGCCGAAAUUGUGUCUUGGCGACUUACAGCAUCGUCGCUGUAACCAUGGCGACCUAUUUCCUGCACAGACAAACCAAGAAAGAAGCUCAGAGAAACUCCACAGCUUAAAAAAAAAAGAAGCAUUUGUUGCCAUUAUUUAUGACGUGAAGAAAGAAAAGAAAGAAAGGUUUCUUGGUAAUAUCCAAUAAAUGUUAUCUGUCA
This is a messenger RNA of Nerophis lumbriciformis (worm pipefish), 506 nucleotides long. Lineage: Eukaryota; Metazoa; Chordata; Actinopteri; Syngnathiformes; Syngnathidae. The record is from RefSeq and is a predicted model, not a curated record.